Molecule: messenger RNA, 1752 nt
Organism: Dermacentor andersoni
Lineage: Eukaryota; Metazoa; Arthropoda; Arachnida; Ixodida; Ixodidae
Source: RefSeq, a predicted model, not a curated record
GGGUCUCAGCUGCGCGAGAAAUCUCGAGGAGGAAAAAAGGAAAAAAGCGACUGAGGUACUGAGGGAUCCGUCGGUCUGUUGCGCGUAUGCGCUGUCUGCACUGUGUGCGCGUUCAGUCCUGUGCGUGCCAUCCGUUGCAGUAUUUUGUACUAUUCUGCCUGCUUGGGAAAAGCGUGGGAACUUGACGGACUGAAAGAGGCGCGGACCCAGAACGCCCUCACAGGGCCUGGGACUGAUAUUGAAGCAGACCAACAGCGGGAUACUGAGGUUACGCAGGCAACUGUACAAGCGGACAUCAUGAGCUUCGGGACUUGGUUGCCUGCCUUGGCAAACCUUCUGCUUAUAUGGACACCCGUCCAGGCUCACAUAUAUGAAGACAACUUGGGAGGCCAAAUUUCGCUUCUUGGACCCCUGGUGUGCUUCGCUGUGUUUAUAGCCAUUUGUGCUUGCUUUUGCCGAGAGUGCCGGCGCAGGGAAGCCAUGUUAGCGUCCACCACAGCCGUCCCGGUAGACCCAUUUCAUACUCCAGGUCCCGUUCCUUACGGGCCUGCUGUAGCAGGUGCAAGGCCAGCACCUAUGGCCCAGCCUGUGCGUCCACCUUACAGCCCACCUUACAGCCAGCCGCCAGCACCAUCCCAGAGCCAGCCGCCCCCACCAGGCUUCCUUGGCUACCCUUAUGGCAGCAUGCCCCAGGACCCACCUCCACCAUAUGAGUACAAGUGAUUGCGGUGUGCUGGACUGAAUGACACAAGGACAGUGGAUUAGAAAAGAUGCACCUGUGGUCUACAUCUCAACUCCUGCUAGCCUUGUUAUGCCCCCACAAUGCUUGUUGGUGCUUUCGUAGCUCGCACGCUCAGCCUGUGACAUUCUGGGAUGGCAUCAAGUGGCAGCUGUGGCUCACAAUCUAUACUAUGUGUACUCACUGGCUGUGCUACAACUGUGUUACACAGCGGGAAUAGCCAAUACCACCCCGUGCUUCUGUGGCACACCAAGUUGAGUGUCACUGUACUUGAGAUUACUUUAGUAGUUUGUGUUUUUCUACUUAAGGCAUUACAAGUGGCCUUUCUUGGCGAAGGCAAAGGCAUGUUGUUCUAAAUAUCCAAGGCCUGACUUAUCUUGGAGAAAAUGAAGCAGAUAGUAGUUAUUCUUGAGGUGCUGAUCUCAAAGUGCAGCACUUUCACAGGUGUCUUGUGAAGCAUUAUUCACUCAGGAUUGUAACUCUGCUUUUACAUGAAAUGCAGUGCUUGAACAAGAGGCCAUGGUAUUGCUGUUCGGCUGAAUAUUCUUAUGUGCCUGCCUUAAUAUAUACAGAGUAUACUACAAAUGCCAUUUUUACUAUGUUGCACUGUUACAGUUCUAACGAUGACUGCGUUUGCAAGUACAUUUAGGGUGAGGUUUUGUAGUUUUUUACAUUAGAAACUUCAAUUCUUGAGAACAGGUAUGUGUACGAAUUUUAAUUUUUAAAGUAUGGUUGUAUGAAGAAUAUGGUGCUCUAGGCAUUAUUUCUGAGUUAUCUUACUUGCUAUAUUUAGCUGACCACUGGCUGGAUCCAGUGAACAGCAGCAUUGUUGCCAAAACAUUGCAAUGAAAUCGCGAAAACAUGGAAAUUCUACACUAUUUUCGCUGAAAUAGUAUUGUGACUUUACACUUUGGUGAGUUGCGUCACCAAAUGGUACUAGCAGUGCUUGCACUGGGCCAUUGGAGCUUAUAUAUCACAUUUUGUUGUCCAGAAAAUAAAAUUGUUUUAGUGAA